This is a messenger RNA of Saccharomycopsis crataegensis, 1770 nucleotides long. RefSeq lists its product as uncharacterized. Gene Ontology annotation, cellular component: mitochondrion. The record is from RefSeq and is a predicted model, not a curated record. Gene Ontology annotation, molecular function: protein-arginine omega-N symmetric methyltransferase activity. The coding region runs from base 1 to 1770 and encodes 589 amino acids. Lineage: Eukaryota; Fungi; Ascomycota; Saccharomycetes; Ascoideales; Saccharomycopsidaceae. The transcript has a single exon.
AUGAAGAGACUUCAGAAGUCCCCAUUCUCCCGCCAGUUUAUCCGGAAUAUAACCGGCAAACCAACUCUACAAAAUAGUAGCACUGCCACCAGCAAUAAGCCACCAGCAUAUGAGCCUGAUUUCUCCAUCACCCAAACAACAUACUCUUACCAACUUCCCGUUGCCAAUGAAUUAGAAUCAGAUAUUAGAGUAUCUGCAUCCCCUAUUUCUUUGUUAUUUGAGUACACAGGUGUGGAAACUUCCACGGCCAACUAUAGCAAAAACCAAGAGGCGUUUGAAACUUACCCAUUGACCACUUUCAAAAAGCUUUCAGCAAAAUAUGCCAACCUUAUAAAGAAACAACAGGAAAUUUCUCGCAGAUCAAAUGCUCAAAUUGCUAUUGAGCGUCCAAGAAACCUCAAACUCACUUGUAAAGACUUUAUUGAUGAUUCGCUAUACAAUCCAUCUUAUGGGUACUUCAAUAAAGACGUUGAGAUUUUCCAUCUUGACAAACCAUUUGACUACCGUGGGAUAGCUUCUACUGACGAGUUCAUUGAUGUUUGGAUGGAACAUUAUCUGAAAUAUAACCAGCAUAGAUCUAAUGGUUUGCAACUUUGGCACACUCCAUCGGAGCUUUUCCAGCCGUAUUACGGUCAAGCAGUGGCUAAUUUCAUGGUUAAUCAAUACAAAUCAAAGAUUCAACCAAAAGGAAAAAAUAUGGUGAUCUAUGAAAUCGGGGCAGGUAAUGGGACAUUGAUGCAGAAUGUAUUGGAUCACUUGAAGGCCACUGAGCCGGAGAUUUACGAGAAUGUUGAAUAUAGAAUCAUCGAAAUCAGUAAUAAGUUGUACCACAAACAAGUUAGCAAUAAAGUGCACGAGUCGAAAAUCAAAUUGAUCAAUAAGGAUAUUUUCCAAUGGAAUGAAUUGGUUGAGGACGAAGUUUUCUUUUUGGCGUUUGAGGUGUUUGACAAUUUUGCUCAUGACGUGCUUAAAUAUAACAUCCGUACCAAGUUGCCUUACCAAGGUUAUGUGGUGAUUGAUAAACAUAAUGAAUUUAAAGAAUUCUUUAAUCCAAAAUUGGACUACUGGACCCAUUUUUUCUUGGACCUCCGAUCAAAAACUUCUUACCAACAGAAACUUGAUUCUCGAUUCGCGGUGCAAAAAUGGCUCGAUCCUAAAUCCCCAGCCGAUGAACUCGAAGAAUUGAACGAAUUCCGCAACUAUUGCUGGCCAUUCCGCAACAAGCUCACAUGGUCCCUGGAGUUCAUUCCGACAAAAUUGUUGGAGUUCUUUACCAUCUUGAACAAGUAUUUCCCUAAUCACCAUUUGCUUGCGACUGAUUUCAGCCGUUUCGAUGGCGCGGUCGAGCCAAGUUACAAUGGACCGGUGGUACAAACGUUGUUUUUAGCCAAUGAUAAAUUGGAGAACGAUACCAGAAUCGCUAAACCUCGUGCCCCAAAUCCAAUGGCCACCUCGGUGGUAAACAAAAAAGAUGGUGAUGACAAGGUAGACAAGAAGCUCGAGUACAAAGUUUCGUUGAUUCCAAAGGACAAGAUGGUGAAUACGUCAACCUACAUGGUUCACCAGGGAUAUUUCGAUAUUAUGUUCCCUACUAACUUUCCAUUGGUCACAGAAUUGUAUGAGUUAGUUACCGGUAAAAAGGCAAGUCAUUGUGGACAUGGAAAUUUCUUGCAACAGCAUAGUAAAAACUUAGACAUGACAACUUGUAAAAAUGGAGAGAACCCAAUGUUGGAAUUUUAUAAGAAUGUCGAAUUCAUGUACACUAAGUGA